Melanotaenia boesemani (Boeseman's rainbowfish) is the source of this 4539-nucleotide messenger RNA. Its product is annotated as prisilkin-39-like. The coding region runs from base 166 to 1404 and encodes 412 amino acids. Gene Ontology annotation, cellular component: membrane. The transcript has 2 exons. The record is from RefSeq and is a predicted model, not a curated record. Gene Ontology annotation, biological process: protein homooligomerization. Lineage: Eukaryota; Metazoa; Chordata; Actinopteri; Atheriniformes; Melanotaeniidae.
UCCGUGCGACCCACAUCUCUUGUGUUUUUUAGUUAGUGGAAAGCAGCUUCCGGACGGUUGGAACAUCCAAAUUCAUCGCGAGGAGGCAAACACUCACCUGGAGGCUAACUGAGAGCAAAUAAAGAGAAAACGGGACAGUGAAGCAGCCGUUACUCAAGAUUGAAGAUGAAGCUGAAUUCCUUGGGUGUGCUAUGUCUGUUACUUCUUUUGUUUCAUACCCCUUUUUUACUGGCCAAGAAAGGAGGUGGAUUUGGGAAAAGCUUUAGCUCAAAGAAGUCCUCUCCGUCCAACCGAGGUACCACACAUGCAAAUACAGCCAAAAACCACGGCUCCACCUCUCAUAGUGGAUAUCCCAAACAAUAUGGACAAAACAACCAAGGAGGCCACCAAGGUGGGGCAGGGCAUCGAGGUUACCCUCAGCAGGGUGGAGGAGGCUCCACAUAUGGAAGAGGUCAUGGAAGCUAUAAAGGUUAUGGCAGUUAUGGAGGUCAUGGUGGGUAUGGUGGUUAUCCUGCUUAUGGAGGUUAUCCAGGUGGAUACAUCAACCAAAAUCCCAAGAACAAAAUCAUGAGCCCUCAGUAUGGUGGUAGUUUUGGUUAUGGGGGCUAUGGCACCAGGGGGGGCUCUCCAUUUUCCCAGUCAGUCCAUUCAAUGGGGUAUUAUCCCAGUUCCAAAUCCAAAGGGUUUGGGCGCAGUGCAGUUAUGGCAGCAGCUGGAGGGGCUGUGGCAGGAAUGGCCGUGGGCUAUGGGUUAGGAAGGUUCCCUCGCCCUCACUUCCAGUUCCACAACCCUCGGGAGGAGUAUUACUACAACCAGUACAUGUACAGGAAGUAUGGUACGAAGUCCUCUGACACCAAUGACUACAGCAGAGAUUAUUCGUACAACCCACCCCCUCAUACCUAUGAUAGCUACAUGGACUCCUGCAUGAAGAGAACAGAUCUUCUAUCUUCAACCAGUCAAAAACCAAAAUAUAAAGCCAGUUCCACAACCUCAGUUGAAACUAUACAGUCGGAUACAGUGGCUUCAGCAGCAGACAGUGACACCAGCAACAACACGACAAAAACUAACAGCAGCGCAGCAGAAAACCCAUCGACCUCUGCACAGUCGUCUUCCCGUCCGCCGAAUCAGCCAGGAGCCAGUCCUGUGCCUCCAGCCUCACCGACCAUUAACAGUGCUGAAGAUGAUGAUACAGUCAGCAUUAUGGAGAUUGGCUAUCCAGCAUUAAUCGAGCAGCUGAAAGUCAGGAGAUGUUUGGAGUUGUACAUGGUUUACUCCGAAAAAUACCUGAUGAAACAGACAGGAGGGGCGCAAGUACUGAAGAUGGGUUUCCAUGGGCAUUUAGCUGUAGUUUUCAGUACUGUACUGAUGCUGAUUAACAGCAACAUGCUAAUGUCGCUGCAUUAAGGCCUUAAUUUGUAGUGGAAGUGACAGAGAUUGUCCCAACAUAUAAAAAAUGAGUAAAUCGAUGGAAAACAACUAGGGAGAGAGGAAACAUUUACUAUUAACCUAAUUUAACAAGGUUCCCACAUAUUUUCACAUAGAAUUUCCAUUUCUUUCAAGAACCUAUUAGCUAAUUUUCAUAACCAUUUGGGCCAUGAACAGAGUAGUACUUUACUGUAUUUUUUAUUUAAUUUUUGUCUAGUUUUGUAUAUACUUGAUUUACUCCAAACAACACGCAGUGUCAUUCCAUAGUACACAAGAAAGGCUGGGACCGGCUAUCAGAGAAUAGUAGUAAACAUCUUUGCAAUGUUAAAAGGAAAUUUGCUUGCUGGUGUUUUCAGCUGAUUAAAUAUGUUAUUCGGUUUUACAGUUAAAGGCUGAACUAGUGCAGCUUAAAGUUUUGUAAACUGGGCAAAAAGGCUUAGCAGUGAGUCGAUAUUGAGCUUCAUGGACUAUUCACUGAAACAUACUGAUUUACAUGACAACCAUAAGAAAACAAAGAAAUAUUCCAGCAUCAUAGUUCAAACACCUAGCAGGUGUAAUCCAUGUACUAAUAUUCAGAGCUGGCCUUCGUUAGGUGAUGCUAACUGCUGCACAAAUGUAUGUUUCCAUGUUCCAACUUUAUUAACAGUUUUAUGUCGGACUCUUUACUGACAUAAAAAAACAGUGGACUUCAUGUCAGAACUCUGUAUUUGAGGAAAGGAGGGAACAAUCCAGCAAUUUUACAAACAGUAUUGUAUUAAGAAAUAAAAAUAAAAAUAGAAAUGAUCUCUACAUUGUACACUAAUACUUAACCAUACACCCGUAAAAUGAUCUGCUUAUUUUAUUGAAGUAGCUCAAGAAAUGAUAAGCGGCCCUGCUUAUUUCUGAAGGUAAUGUAGUGUGUGUUCUGGGGUAAACAAGUUUUAUUAUUUUUUAAUCUUUCAGUUUUUUGUUUGUUUUUUUCUCCUUGUUAAUCUUUUGUGGAAAGAUGACCUGGGUCUUUGACUUCUUAACCCAAAGAAGCGUUUGAGAGGGCUGACAUGCACCUGUUGGGCUGGUACAGCCGCAUCAUGGUUUGGUCGGUGUAAAUACGCUGUUUUUAAAUAAGAAACAUGCUUUAAGUGUGAUACAAUUUAAUCAUCUUUGAGGAGAGUUUAUUAAAUUAACAACAAGUAAUACACCUAACAAUCUGGCAUUCAGGAUGACAUUUGUCUUUUAUUCAGUUAAUCUGUCACUUAUCAGUGCUAUAGACAGAAACAGACAUUGUAAGCAUGAUUAAUUGUAACCGAUCAUAAUCACUCGUGUAUUAACAACUUAAGUGGACUACUAUCAUUAUGAAAACGUCAAACCACAGUAGCCAAUUAUCUGUUAUGAGCAUGCUUAUACUUAAAUGAUUUACUUUGGACUCAGUAGACUCGGUCCAAACGAAGACUACUUAUUUCCCAAACUUUUAAAAUAAUUUCUCCAUCUGUCUUAACUGUGCUUUGCUGACUAUGUUGUUUAUUUUCUGAUCUUUUUUCCUACUUGUCCUUCCUGCCAUACAGCGUCUUGCCUCUGUCUCCACUCUGGAAUGGUUUGUUAUUGAAGUGCUCUUAAACACCACAUAUGUACUAAUUUCUGAGCUGAGUUCGUCUCUACAUUAUCAUUUGUGUUUAUAUGCUGUGCAGUAUGUCAUUUAUGUUAUUUUUUUUGUCUUAGAAGUUGAUGGCACUCUCUGGAGUUUUUACUGGAAAUCUGCAAAUCAUUCAGAUUCAAAAUUUCUUAAUAAUGCACAUACGACUUACUCAGGAAAAUAUUUGACACGGUUGUUGUCCCAUUCAGGAUAAUCCAAAUAAGGUGUAGUGUGCAGUUAAAUGUUAUCCUCUAAUUACCAGAAACAAUAGCUGUGUAUUACAAUAAGUUGUUUUCUGUUCACAUUUAUAUGUUGUGCAUUUGGUGGGAACCUCCACAUGGAAACAAAUUUUCUGAACCCUCAUUACUGAUCAACUGUUUCCAUCUCUAAAGACACAAAAAAAAGCUUGUAAAUAUGGUUUGCUUUGCAGCGUGUACUUGAUGUUUAUUGGCUCAGCGACACUAUUUUCAGUUUGUAUUUUAAAAAAAGGACAUACUUACUGGCUGUCUAAAGUAAAGCAAAUUUUAAACUGCAGUUUUGCUGAUGGCUACUAUAAGCCAUGUCCACAACAACUCUGGCUCGAAUUGGUCACGAUUCACAAAGCAUCAACUUCUAUAAUUUGGUAUUAAGAUUACAGAUUUCACAUAAAAGUAAUUAUGCUGUCAUUAGCUGGGUUGAUUCACUGCAUUCAGCAUGCUAUUGAUUCUUUGUUCCACAACUAGAAAGAUGUAGAGAUUUGACCUCAAAGGAGGGAAGACAUCACUUUCUACUCUCAGCAAGUCAAAUGUUGAAUUCGAGGCUUCAAAAUGGCAGAAAAGAAAAUAAAUGGGGGAUGUUAUGGUGGCUCAUUGCACUUCUAAUACACAGGCUAUGUUUUAUUCUAGCACUUUGAGUUUAAACAUUUUAAUAACUACAUAGGAUAUAGUUUUUAUAACCUUUUACUACAAGAAAUCCAAGGAAAGCAAAGUAUUGAAACUAUUGACAAUGAAACACAGUCAUGUGAGCCCUGUCUGACUCUUCCUAAUGGUUUGUAAAAAGAAAGAAAGCAGAACUCCACAGUGUGCCUUCAAUUUGUCUGUACAUAGUCUGCAUUAUCUUGUCUUGAAUGUAUUUGUAAAUGCAUAUGUAUCGAUAAUCCUGCUUCAUGAACAGCUUAAUAAGUCAUUUGUGGCUUGCAUCAGGAAUAUUACCCACAGAAGGAAUUUAGACGUUUUACACCUCUGCUGAUUAGAGUUAUAAUAUUAACCAUGAACCUCUCAGCCUAAAUGUUACCUUCUGAUUUUAAAGGGUUAACAAAGUGUUUUUUCAGUCCAUCCAUUCCUAUACUUUGUCCACUAGAGGGCACUACUGAGGUAAAACAUCUUCCAGUGUAACAGGUUGUUUAAGCCAACGACCUACUGGCCUGUUUCUUAUAGGAAGACAUGUCCAUUGUGCUGAUGAUUGUUCUGUUGAGAACCUGAGAGCUUCUUGCACUUUUUACUCGUCUAAUAAAUUUAAUAACUUUA